CUAGAAAGAUCAUGCUGUCUAAAGUUGAUGGUCCACAGGAUUUCUAAGCUUGAAAUUAUGGCCACUGUGCACUAAUAGCACGUUCUAGGCAGCACAAGGAUUUGAAGAUUCAGAAAGCCACCUUGCAAAAGUCUAUUGAUCAAGUUCAUCCUCUCAGUUCCAUCUGAAUGUGGCAUAAAGACAACAGCCAACAGAAAUUCCUGAUGAGUUAAAGAAAUGGGAAACAGGUAUUUUAACACAGAUUCAAGACUGGCUAGGUUGAGCAGAAAAAUGUGAAUGAGGAAGAUGGACAUUUUCUCCAGAGCUGUUAUUCUACUUCUGUGAUUUUGCUUAAUAUCGGAGAAUGAAAAUAUCUGGGUGGUUGUUAUAAUACCCUUGGCAUACAACUCCUCAGCAUCAAGAAACUCCUGAUUCUCCACUUUAGUAUCUCAGUAUUGUUUGAGUGCUGAGUGCAUGUGUAGAAUUGCUGCUGUCUGUACUAGAGAGAUUAGAACUGGUACAGCACCCCAGGUGUGGCCUCCCCAUCUCUGAAUGUAGAUGAAGGAUAACUUGCCUCGACCUCUUGGAAAUAUUCAUCUUAACACAGCCCAGGAUGCUGUUAGCCCUAUUUGAUGUAGGGCCACACUGCAGGCUAAUACAGGUAUAAUUUUCUAUUCUGUGAAGCUUACUGGAGACAUCCAGAAACUACUUUAUGAAGAAAAAUGGCAGGAAGGGCUAAAUCACAGUGACUCUUGCAUAUGAGUUUAAUUUUUUGAGAGAAACCUUUGUAAAGGGCUAAAUAAACAAGAUCUGUGCAUACAGAAAACUUUUACUUCCUCUUCACUCCUCUGCACUUGAGACGCAACUAAACUUGUCUGUCUGUUCUUGUGUAUUCCAGUAGGAGCCUAUCAGAGGACUGCAUUGAUUUGAAGCAAAUUCUUCAUUAACAAGGAAAUCUGAAGACUUUUAUAGCAAAUCCGUCAGUGUCAGAAUGAACACAGAUAGCGGUGGUUGUGCUCGCAAACGUGCUGCAAUGUCUGUCACAUUAACAUCUGUGAAGAGGGUUCAGAGCUCUCCAAACCUACUGGCUUCAGGAUCUGAUUCUCAGUCUCCAGAUUCAGCUUGGAGAGCUUACAAUGAUGGAAGCAGAGAGACACUGAAUGGAGACAUUAGCAGUUCAUCUCUUACAGCAAAAGGUUUUAGAAGUGUGCGGCCAAACCUACAGGACAAAAAAUCACCAACUCAGGCUCAGAUCACAGUGAAUGGGAACUCUGGCACUGCUGCCAGCCCAGUGAGUCACUUUCAAAGGCCUUUUUCCCCUUCUUCCGCUUACUCUCCACCAGCUUCUCUCAAUUCCAACCUUGUUAUCAUGCAGCAUGGCAGGAUGAUGGAGUCCACAGAGACAUACUCGCAACAUGUUGGCAGCAGCACCACCACCAGUACAAUACCAAUCUGUAAAUCCUUAGAGGAAGAAAAAAAAAUUACAGUCAUUAAAGCUCCACAUUAUGCAGGGAUUGGCCCAGUGGAUGAAUCUGGAAUCCCUACAGCAAUUAGAACGACAGUUGACAGGCCAAAGGAUUGGUACAAGACAAUGUUCAAGCAAAUCCAUAUGGUACAUAAGCCUGAUGACGACACAGACAUGUAUAAUACUGCAUAUUCAUACAGUACUGGUGGCUACAGUCCAUCCUUCUCUGCUCAGGCACACCCAGCUGCAAAGACACAGACAUACAGACCAUUGUCUAAAAGUGCUUCUGACAGCAGCUCCGAUGCCUUUAAGGUCUCAUCUCCUUUACCACCCCCACAUGUGCCACCCCCAGUCCCUCCACAUCGUCUGCGGGAAAGGUCUAUACCAGAAAAAAAUGACUGGGAUCCUCCUGACAGAAAAGUAGAUACUCGCAAGUUCCGCUCAGAACCAAGAAGCAUUUUUGAGUAUGAGCCGGGAAAGUCAUCAAUCCUUGAACACGAAAGGCCGACAUCCUUAUAUCAUCACUCUUCAACAGACAGAGGCCUGGACAGGCCUUCCAGUUCUGCAAGUACUGCGAGUGACUAUAGGAAAAGGAGGAAGUCAGAACCUGCUGUAAGUCAUCAGAGAGCACACAGUGAUCAGAAUGCAAACAGGCCCAGCCUGGGCCGUACAGAUAUGCAAGGCCCAUACACCACCCUUAGAAAGCCUUUAACUAGCUCGUCUCCUUCUUCUCCAUCACGAGCAAAAGGUGGGGAUAUUAGCAAAGUAUAUCCAUCCCUCCUCAGUUAUUCAGUGCACAACCACAACACCUCAAAUGAAUUAGAUUACUGUAGCACUUACAGACAACAUUUAGCUGUUCCUAAUGAUUCAAGGAGGGCAAUCAGCUACAAGAAUGGCUGGCAAAUGACUCGACAAAAUGCAGAAGUAUGGAGCAGCACAGAAGAAACCACUUCUCCAAAGAGAAAAUCUCGUAGCUGUGAUGAUCUUUUAACAGAUGAUCGGGAUGGCUUUCCCGAUGCACAGGCCAAGUCUGAAAGCAUGGUCUCUCUUCUAUGUGAGGAGGAUGCUAAAGAGGUUUGCUCAAUGAACUGGGCAUCCCCAUAUGCACCUGAGGGCCGUGGUGGUGGUAGGGCAAGAGUUCGUCACAGAUCUGCGCACGAUGCCCCAGGUUUCCUUAAAAUGUACAAAAAGAUGCAUCGUAUCAAUCGCAAGGACUUGAUGAACUCGGAGGUGAUCUGUUCUGUGAAGUCCAGAAUACUGCAGUAUGAAAAAGAACAGCAUAAAGGUAUCCUUCAGGGCUGGAGAGAAUCUUCUACGGAAGAGGUGCCCAGAGAUAUGGUGCCAACCAGAAUAUCGGAAUUUGAAAAACUAAUUCAGAAGUCAAAAUCAAUGCCAAAUCUAGGUGAUGAAAUGUUGUCAAACAUUACACUAGAGCCUCCUAAAAAUGGCUUAUGUUCACAGCGGCGAUUUUCUAUCGAGUCUCUGCUGGAAGAAGAAAAUGAAGUCAGACAUCCCUCUCAGGUACAACGGAGCUACAAGUCUAAAACCCUGGUGCCAAUUCAUAUUGAAGUGACCAGUGAUGAGCCACAGCGGUCACAUAUGGAUUUCUCAGACAGUGAUCAAGAUGGAGUGGUUUCUGACCUCAGUGACUUUAUCCAGAUAGAGGGGUCAUCCUUUUGUAGUGAAAGUGACUUCGAUCACUAUUCCUUCACAUCAUCUGAAAGCUUUUAUGGAUCGGGCCAUCACCACCACCACCACCACCACCAUCACAGGCAUCUCAUCAGCUCCUGCAAAGGGAGAUGCCCAGCGUCCUACACCCGCUUCACCACCAUGUUGAAACAUGAAAGGGCUAAACAAGAACCUGCUGAAGAUCCAAGGAGACAGGAGGCAGAAUCUGGCCUCUCCAAGAUAGCAUUCCUAGUCAGCCCAGUGCCUUUCCGAAGGAAAAAAAGUGCAGCCCCUAAAAAACAAACUGAAAAGACAAAACGCAAGUCAUCCGUAUUUGAAGCACUAGAUUCUGCACUUAAAGACAUCUGUGACCAAAUAAAAGCUGAAAAAAGAAGGGGAAGCUUGCCUGACAAUAGUAUAUUACACAGACUGAUUACUGAGCUGCUUCCAGACAUUCCAGAAAGGAAUUCAUCUCUUACAGCUCUGAAAAAGAGUCCCAUGCACCAGCCUUUUCAUCCACUGCCUCAAGAUGGUGCUACUCAUUGCCCACUUUACCAGAAUGAUUGUGGAAGAUUACCUCUUAGUGCCUCUCUCCAAGACAUGGACACAACUAACAACAAUAACCAAGAAAAUGAUAGUGCACUGUGUUUCCAAGACCAGGAAACUCCUGGAAACUAUUCUGCUUUCACCGAUGUGGGACAAUGUACUCCAAGGGACAGAAGAGGAGCUACAGAUAAAGAGAAACUGCCAGCUAGAGCUGUAUAUGACUUUAAAGCUCAAACUUCUAAAGAGCUGUCCUUUAAGAAAGGAGAUACUGUCUAUAUCCUCAGGAAAAUUGAUCAAAACUGGUAUGAAGGUGAGCACCAUGGAAGAGUUGGAAUAUUCCCAAUUUCUUAUGUUGAGAAGCUUUCUCCUCCAGAAAAAGCACAGCCUGCCAGGCCGCCUCCUCCUGCACAGAUUGGAGAGAUUGGAGAAGCUAUUGCCAAAUAUAAUUUCAGUGCAGACACAAAUGUGGAGUUAUCACUUAGAAAGGGAGACAGAGUCAUACUUCUUAAGCGGGUUGAUCAAAACUGGUAUGAAGGUAAAAUACCAGGAACCAACAGACAAGGCAUCUUCCCUGUUUCCUACGUAGAAGUUAUCAAAAAGAAUGCAUCAAAAAGUGCUGAUGACUACCCUGAUCCUCCUAUACCCCAAAGUUAUUCUAGUGACAGAAUACACAAUUUAAGUUCAACUAAGCCACAGCGCCCUGUGCUUGCUCAUGAAAACAUACACAGUGGGGGGGAACCGUUUCAGGCUCUAUAUAACUAUACUCCUAGGAAUGAAGAUGAAUUGGAGCUCAGAGAGGGUGAUGUCAUUGAUGUGAUGGAAAAAUGUGAUGAUGGAUGGUUUGUGGGAACUUCAAGAAGAACCAAAUUCUUUGGUACUUUCCCUGGAAACUAUGUCAAGAGGCUGUGAAUUUUUUUCAUUCUUAUUUAUGCUGCAUCUCUGCAACAUAUCUGCAUAAAGCUGCUAGAAAACAUGCUACGCUGGCCUUCUGUUUUCUCGCUUGCAGUCUCAAAUAGAGGCCAUCCAGUUCAUCCUCAUCCCAUCCCAUCUGCCAAACCGUUCCAGCAGUAUUACAGCAACGACUACCGUGUGAAUAACUAAGCUUUUCUGAAACAAGAGGAAUCCUCCCUACCUAUAAGUACUCCCUGCUUUUAACUCUUUUUAUUUGAAACACGAUAGGAAAAGCCUGAUGAGAGGUACCCAGAAGAAUUGCUACGGUGGUGGGGGGUGUAAGGAGAGGGAGAAAGCCUUCCUGUUUGGGACAUUUGUGGUACUGUCAUGAAGUGCGAUGGGAAAACAAAAUUUUUCAGCAUGCAUGUAUAACAGAGGGAAAGUUGCUGCUUACUAUUUAAGAAGAAAAAAAAAAAAAAACAAACAAAAAAGGUGUUUUGAGUUUUCAUAUUCUUAUUAGCUUGGCAGCAUUUGUUGCUUUCACUUUGCUGUAUCACAGGUUUGCCUAUUGUACUGGUUUACAAUGACAAAUUAUAAUAUAGGUUUUUUGCCUGCACUUGUAUGUUGUAACUUAUGCACAGUGACUGUAAAAUCUCAAGCAAGUGUAGUGAAAAAUGGAAGAACUGCAAGUGUUCUGAUGAUGCAAUGGUAUUUGCUAAACCCUUUUUUCCCUAUUAAAGCUACAGCAUUUUCUCUUCAAAGGUAAGAAGUGCAAGAGGUGUAAAACCUCAGGAAACAGGAUUUAAAGAAGAGACAGACAGUGAUAUAAGCACAGACAAUAACAACCUGCUGGUCAUAUGACAUUAAAUGGUUGUAAUCAAAAUGUUGUAAUAGUCAGCAGCAUGAAAUCUGAGAGGUUAGUGUUUUUAUGUACCACAGGCAUUUUAAGAAGCAGCAAGUAAACAGUGUUAGUGCGAAGGAUUGUUUUUCCUCUAACAUAGCCACCUGAAAAACAUUCACAAGUAUCAUGUACUGAUUUAUUUCACUAUACACACACACGUAUAUAUACACACAUGUAUGUUAACAAAAUCUGAGUUACACUUUUUUUUUUUUUAGGAAUUUAGUACAUUAAAAAAAAAUCACAAGUAUUAAAAUCAAUACGUUUGAGAGGGUUUGGGUUGUUGUUGGUCUUUUUUUUUUUCCUGAAUGAAUCAAGUAUUUGAAAACAGAUAUUCUCCAUAUGCAACCGUAAGCAUAAAUAGCAUACUAAAUUAAGGCACAGGAUGAUAAUGACUACGACUUCAUGAAAAAAAAAAAAAAUUGAUUUUUUUUUUUUCUCCAAGUCAGAUUUGUUUUCUUUGGCACCUUAUAGAUGGCAAAAGCUUCUACUGCAUUUCUCAUGGGUAAAGGACUGAAAUUAUCAACAUGUAUUUAGCCUCUGUAGCAUUUUGUACAUAUGUUUGCUUUUUUGUACAGAGCCAUUUGGUUGUCGAUUUAAAAAAAAAAAAAAAAAAAAAAUCAAGUUUCUUAUUUGAUCUUCACCCUCUUUACAUACAGAACAUUUCAAUGCAUUUUGCUUUACUUUCUCUAUUUACCAUAAGCACAUCUGAAUAGUGCAAUUCUGUAAGAUAGCAUUUUAUGCAAAAUUUUAUUAAUUAAAAUAUGGUUUACCAGCCAAAUCUAAAUGUACAUAUGUCUUUAUUACUGAGAAAUGUCAUUAAGACGAAGGUAAAGAAACAUCUUUGUGCAGCAUACCUUUAUUAUUGCAGAUUUAAUGGCAAAAGCUUUAUAUUUCAAAGGCUUUCAAUUUUAAACUAGAUCUGCAUGCAGCUUUGCUGUGAGAUUAAUUCCUAUCUUUGAUGCCAUUUAUGAUUGAAGACUUAAAUAUCUGUUGCCUGUGAUAUUUAAAAAGUACUGUUUCUACUCUGUAUCUGAUUUUAGAAAAAUACAGGUUUUUCAUACCUGGCUUUCAGGUAAUUGACUUUGAAUUCCUACAAGCAAAAGGUCUCUGUGUUUUUUUCUUGAAUAGACUUCUAAUAAAUUUUGCUUGGAGUACA
Centrocercus urophasianus (Greater sage-grouse) is the source of this 6606-nucleotide messenger RNA. It is a transcript of the gene SORBS2, whose product is annotated as sorbin and SH3 domain containing 2. Bases 971 to 4567 code for a protein of 1198 amino acids. The transcript is spliced from 28 exons. Gene Ontology annotation, molecular function: protein binding. Gene Ontology annotation, biological process: Notch signaling pathway. NCBI's taxonomy places the organism in Eukaryota, Metazoa, Chordata, Aves, Galliformes, Phasianidae. Gene Ontology annotation, cellular component: plasma membrane; synapse; dendrite. The record is from RefSeq and is a predicted model, not a curated record.